Messenger RNA from Thelazia callipaeda (thelaziosis nematode), 2236 nucleotides. Lineage: Eukaryota; Metazoa; Nematoda; Chromadorea; Rhabditida; Thelaziidae. The record is from the annotation of a GenBank genome assembly.
AUAUAAUUAUGUGUGAUGAAAGCGAGUUAACAAUAGAAGGUCGAGCUAUCUCGGAAAUGAAAGUUGUCGAAUUGAAGGAAGAAUUAGGCAAGCGUGGGCUGUCUAAAAUUGGCAACAAAAAUGCUCUUCAUGAACGACUUAAAGAACAUCUCGUUGCUGAGUUAAAUGCAAAAUGUGAAAGUGAAUCACAGUCAACGGCUGUAGAGAGCCCUCAAAGAGACUUGACUUCACCUCCCAAUCCACUAGUUGCAGAAUAUCUAGCCAAACAGCAAACGGCAUUGCGUGAAGCUCGCAAAGAUGCAGGGAGAUCAGAAGUUAUUAAAUUUGUAGAAGCAGUAAGAAGAGCAUCAUCUGGAGAUGAUGGAUCACCAAUGCAUGAAAAAACUGCUUCAACUGUACGUCGUUCUCGACGUGGACGUCGUGAGUCCACAGCUUCUGUGAGUACAAGUAGUGUUACUGAAGAGAAGGGGACAGAAAUUAUAGUGACCAGUGAAACUGAACAGGAAAGUAUGGAGCCACAGCUAGGAACGAAUGACGCUGAAAGCACGGAAGAUGAUGAUACUAUGCUCUCUCGAGUUUCGCCAAAUAAAAUAGAUGAUUCUGUAGAUUCUGCUUCAGUUUCUGCAGAUGUGAAAACACCUGAAGAGACGGAACGGACAGAAACUGAAUAUGAUGAUUCAAAACUGGUUGAUGUUCAGCAUUCGAUAGAUUCAGUGGAUAUUGAUUCAUAUAAUACAAAUUCUGAGGAUAUAUUUGAAGAACAAGAAAUGAAAGACAAGCAUGACAUGGAAGAAAAGAGUGAACCUGCUGUGUCAGAUGCGCAUGAUAGUGACAGUGAUACGAAUGAAUCGAGCACUAAAUUUUCAGCCGCGGAAACUGUCUCAUUGGAAAAGAAACGCCGUUGGAAACCAUAUGAGGCAACUCAUUUUCCAAAUAGUGUUGUAACUGUUUCAAUUGGCAAGCAGAAAGAGGAAGGAAUUGAAAUUGACGAAGAAGAAGAUAGACUUGAUACGCAAACUUCAAUUGAUUUCAAAGAAGAAUUAUCUGACACAAAGGACAGAAUGGAAGAAUUAGAUUAUGAAGAACCUAUGCAAAGCUCAGUUGCAGAAGUAGCUGAAGAAGUCAAGGCUGCUGAGGAAGUGGCUGAAAGGCAUAAGGAAAAAAUGCUUGAAAGAGUUGAACGACAUGCGAAACGCGCAGAUAGUUCACGACUGCACAAACGUUCCCCUACGCCAGAGAAACAAGCAGAAAAUCAAACAACAAUGGAUGGUUUUGUCCGUGAACGACAAGUUUCACCAGCUCGAUAUCCCGUUAAUCAAGUGAUAAUGAUCAGGCAACUCACUCGUCCUUACACAGUUAAGCAGUUACAGCAGCUACUUUCAAUUUUUGGUACGAUUGUUGAAGGAGGUUUUUGGAUCGAUAACAUCAAAUCUACUUGUAUUGCAAAGUAUUCAACUGUAGAAGAAGCUAUCGUAGCUCGAGGGCGCCUUCAUAAUGUUGUUUGGCCACCAUGUAGUCCAAAAACAUUGAAAAUCGAUUAUUCAGAUGAUGCAAACCUUGCCAAGCACAUUGCUGCUGAUCAGUCGCAAAAUGAAGGAAAUUCUAAAGCAAGUGCAGAAAUAAAAUCAUCAGAGAUAUCAACUCCAGCACUUCGUGUAAAAUUAAGCGUGGAUGAAAAACGAAGACAUGUUCAACCAGCCAGUCAAGAGGAGUCAGGAAAAGAUUCGGAUAAAAAAGAGCGAGAAAGACGUGAACAUGAAGUUAGAGGACGAAAACGUUCAGCUUCACCAAUAGGCCGUACGGAUGUGAAACGAUCUCGCAGACGGCGAUCUCCGUGGAGGGAUGAACCCUACUCUUCUCCCGUUCCUUCCGAAUUGAAAUCAGGCGAACCAGAAAAACGUGUCAAAACCGCAGAUGAAUUGUUUUUAAAGACAAAAACUCAACCAGCUAUAUAUUAUUUACCUCUCACAGAAGAACAGAUUGUUGAACGUAUCAAGCGAAAAGCUUUAGAAGCAGAAUUAGCCAAGAAAGUUUCUCAGAAUGGGGCAGUAUCGAAACGUAAAGAAAUUGAUGAACCAGUGAAAGAGAAGAUGAGUGCGAAGAAAGCGAUUCACGUUAAAUCUUCUCCCUCUCAUCGACGUUCUCGCACUCCAUCUCGUCGAAGAUCGCGUUCGCCAGUAGGGCAGCGUGAUCGGAGGCGUUCCAAAUCUCGAUCACCACGUCGUCGUCAUUAGGU